Plasmodium relictum is the source of this 507-nucleotide messenger RNA. RefSeq names its product conserved Plasmodium protein, unknown function. Bases 1 to 507 code for a protein of 168 amino acids. The transcript has 2 exons. NCBI's taxonomy places the organism in Eukaryota, Apicomplexa, Aconoidasida, Haemosporida, Plasmodiidae. The record is from RefSeq and is a predicted model, not a curated record.
AUGCAAUAUACUGAAACGCAAAAUAUAAAAGCUACACCAAAUAAUGGAAAUGAAGAAAAUGUGUACGAAAAAGACACACACAAUAACUCAUCACAAGAUAAUAAUUAUGAUGAAUCUACACAAAAUUUAGGAAAAACAAAUAAUGUAGGAGGAUAUUAUACAGUUACGCAUGAAAAUAAUCCAUCACUUGAUGCAAAUAAUAUUCAAUAUACUGCACCUGGUAUUAAUGAGUCAGGAAUACAAGUAGAUCCAACAACUAUGCAAGCAGCUGCAGCUAUAAAUCAAAGUUUAAUGUUUCAAAAUAAUGGAGCCCCCAUAGAUUAUCCUAACUAUCAUAUGUUUAAUGGGAUGAACACAAUGUAUGGAGGGAUACCUCAGUAUUACGGGGGUAUGCAUAUGCCAAUGAAUCCGUAUUAUGAUCCAUAUGGAAUUAUAAAUCCUUUAUCUUGUGCUCCUCUUAAUAUAGAAAAGACAAAGAAAAAAACAAAAAAAUUUUAUUGUUGCUAA